GUGGAGACUGACGUUGAAAUUAAACAGUAGAAGAAGAAAACCGGCAGUGACGUAUUGUGCGCAUGGCGCUUAAUGAAUGAUUUUGUCUCCUUUCAAAACCAGCUUUUUAUCGUUUUGGAACAAACAUUUCAUUUGCCAAAUUUGCAGUAGAUUACAACCCUUUAGAAGAUGGAGGCAGAUUUGUAUGACGAGUUUGGCAACUACAUCGGUCCAGAGCUGGACUCUGACGAUGAUGACGAUGAACUGGAUGCAGAAGACAGAGAUGUUGAUGAGGGAGAUGAUGAUGAUGAUGAUGAUGAGCAUGGAGAUGCUGAUGAGGAUGUCCCCGGCAUGGAGGUGGUCCUGCAUGAGGACAAGAAGUACUACCCCACAGCAGAGGAGGUUUAUGGCCCAGAAGUGGAAACUAUUGUCCAGGAAGAAGACACGCAGCCUCUCACAGAGCCCAUCAUUAAGCCUGUGAGACACAGGCAGUUCACUCUGAUGGAACAGGAGUUGCCCGCCACCGUCUACGACAUGGAAUUUCUUGCUGAUCUGAUGGAUGGCCCUGAGCUGAUCCGCAACGUCACCCUCUGUGGUCACCUCCAUCAUGGAAAGACUUGUUUUGUGGACUGCCUGAUUGAGCAGACACACCCAGAAAUCAGAAAGAGAGAUGAUGUUGAUCUGCGGUACACGGACAUUCUCUUUACAGAGCAGGAGAGAGGAGUUGGCAUCAAGAGCACUCCGGUCACAAUGGUGCUGCCUGACUCCAGAGGAAAAUCGUACCUCUUCAACAUCAUGGAUACUCCAGGUCACGUGAACUUCUCUGACGAGGUCACAUCCAGCAUGAGGAUCUCGGAUGGGGUU
This is a messenger RNA of Nothobranchius furzeri (turquoise killifish), 843 nucleotides long. The record is from RefSeq and is a predicted model, not a curated record. NCBI's taxonomy places the organism in Eukaryota, Metazoa, Chordata, Actinopteri, Cyprinodontiformes, Nothobranchiidae.